AUGACACUCAAAACCCUACCUCCUGAGCCCAUAAUCGACCCCGACAACACAAAAAUCCAUCGCUGGCCUGACCUCGGACUCACCCUCAUCCACGACUUCAUCUCCCCCUCCGAAGAAGCAACCAUGGUCGCCGCCUUCCACGCCCGCGACCCCGACCUUAACCCCAAGCGCCGCGUCUCCCAGCAUUAUGGAUACCACUUCGACUACACUACCUUCGGUGCAUCCGAGACAGAGUACUCCCCCAUUCCCGAUUACAUCACUGCCUUUUUGCCACGACUGCCCCUGCAGGACUGUAUUCCGGAUCAGUUCACCGUUCAAUACUAUCCUCCCGGGACAGGAAUCCCGCCACAUGUGGAUACGCACUCUAUGUUUGAGGAACCGUUGUAUAGUUUGUCGUUUGGGAGCGCUGUACCGAUGACGUUUCGUCUGGCGGGGCCGAAUGAUGCUAGGAAAAUGAGGUUGCCUAGGAGAUCGGCCAUGCAAAGUGAAGGGGAGGGGGCAGCGCCGCCUCCUCCCAGUUCAGUGUCAUCUCAGACGGGAGGAGAUGAGACGGUGCAUCCGUCGUGGGAUCUCAUGCUUCCCCCGAGGUCGUUGCUUCUGAUGAUGGGCCCAUCGAGGUAUGGGUAUACGCAUGCAAUAAGGCCGAGGAAGAAUGAUGUCGUGGAUGGAGUUGCGGUACCGAGGAAAGGGAGAUACUCCAUAACUAUGAGAAAAGUCAGGAGAGGGGAGCAGAUCAAGUGUGACUGCCCAUAUCCCGGGGUGUGUGAUGCUAGGAUACGGGAGGAGAUGGCGCUGGCGAGGGCGCAAGCCUGUCCAAAAGGGCAAGAUGAGAAUGAUAAGCACACAGGAGAGUCAGCAAAGUCAUAG
Thermochaetoides thermophila DSM 1495 is the source of this 867-nucleotide messenger RNA. RefSeq lists its product as uncharacterized. Gene Ontology annotation, biological process: oxidative demethylation. The record is from RefSeq and is a predicted model, not a curated record. Lineage: Eukaryota; Fungi; Ascomycota; Sordariomycetes; Sordariales; Chaetomiaceae. The coding region runs from base 1 to 867 and encodes 288 amino acids. Gene Ontology annotation, molecular function: demethylase activity; oxidoreductase activity. The transcript has a single exon.